This is a messenger RNA of Spodoptera litura, 5154 nucleotides long. RefSeq names its product dipeptidase 1. Lineage: Eukaryota; Metazoa; Arthropoda; Insecta; Lepidoptera; Noctuidae. The record is from RefSeq and is a predicted model, not a curated record. Gene Ontology annotation, biological process: proteolysis. Gene Ontology annotation, molecular function: metallodipeptidase activity.
GCAAGAAAGCUGUCAUAAUAAAUACGACAACUCAGUUUCUGUUCAGUGUCCCGGGUUAUAACGUUGUCUUGAGCGGAACAGUGGAGCGAUUCACCCGGAUUUAUGUCAGUGGCGAUCAACCCCCGAAAAGGAAAAUUAAGUUUUUCGGCUUCCUAGCCGGAGAAAGGAUGAUAAACCCGUGUACUGUGGCCGGCCUCCUGCUGGCGAUCAUCGCGGUAGUGGCUGCUGCUUCCUAUGACCGGGAGCGGCUGGAGAUUGCGAAGCAGAUCCUGGAAGAAGUACCUCUCACUGAUGGCCAUAACGACUUACCGUGGAACAUCAGGAAAUUCUUGCGCAACCAGAUCAACGAAUUCGAGCUGAACACCGACCUCACGGUGGUGGAACCCUGGUCCAUCUCCAAGUACUCACACACUGACCUGCCCAGGCUGAAGACUGGUAUGGUGGGAGCCCAGUUUUGGUCGGCGUUCGUCCCAUGCGCCACGCAGAACAAAGACGCGGUGCAGCUGACUCUGGAACAAAUCGACGUGAUCAAACGUCUCGUGGAAAAGUACCCGCAUGAUCUGCAGUUCGCAACAUCGGUCACAGAUAUCCUGGAGGCCCACAGCGCUCGCCCUCGCAAGAUCGCUUCACUCAUCGGCAUUGAAGGAGGUCACUCUAUCGCCAACUCUUUGGGAGUGCUCCGAUCCUACUACCAGUUGGGAGUGCGGUACAUGACCCUCACCCACACUUGCAACACCCCAUGGGCCGACUCAUCGAACGAAGCGCCCGUGGCCAAUGGACUGACCGAAUUCGGAGAGAAAGUGGUGCGUGAGAUGAACAGGCUGGGCAUGAUCGUGGACUUGUCGCACGUGGGUGAGAACACCACCAGGGCCGCCAUCCGACUGUCCCGAGCCCCCGUCGUCUUCACACACUCCUCGGUCUACAGCCUCUGCAACCACAAGCGCAACGUUCCUGAUGACAUCAUUCACUCCCUGAAAGAAAAUGGCGGAAUUAUCAUGGUGAAUUUCUUCCCGGACUUCGUGAAGUGCGCUCCUAAUGCUACCAUCUCCGACGUCGCCGAACACUUCCACUACAUCAAGCGUAUGGUUGGCGCUGACUACGUCGGCAUCGGUGGAGACUUUGACGGUGUCAAUAGGGUCCCUCGUGGAUUGGAGGACGUAUCCCGCUACCCGGAGCUGUUCGCUGAACUGCUACGAAGUGGCCAAUGGACCGUGCAGGAGUUGAAGAACCUCGCUGGCCUCAACAUGCUGCGCGUCAUGCGACAGGUUGAGAAGGUCCGUGAUGAGAUGCGCACCAACGGCGUGGAACCGGAGGAGCACCCUGACUCCCCCAACGACAACGGAAAUUGCACCAGCAACGCUUUCUACACCGAAUACGUGUAGACAGAUCCCACUCCCCACGCGACUGCAUAUUUCAACUUUAUUUCUAUUUAAAGAGAAUUGAAAUUGGCCUGUCUAUUCAACGAUUUUCACUUAUCAAAAUUAAGAGAAUUAUAACUAAACUUCAAAAUAUCGUUAAUUGAUAAGCCUCUGUAUUAGGAUUGUUUCUCCAAAUUUAUUGGAAAGUAUGAACGGCUACUAUAGGCGUUUUUUGGUGCGAAAUAUAGAAAUGUAUUUGAAAUGUGCAGCCGCGUCCGUACCGUCACUGGACCGUGAGUUCAAUCCGACAGUUUGAUUCCAAUUGAUGCGUGUUUAACAUGAUAAAUGUCGUUGUAUCAAUAAGCGAGCCUCCACACUUGUAUCGGAGUUUGCUUCGCCUAGCGAACGCUUUGUCAACGCCUAACGUCCGGCAGUCACACGUUUUCAUUAUAUUUCAAUCCAACACAAUUAAUAACAAAUAUCAGGAAAAUCAGAUAAAUCAAAAUCGUAUAGAUUACUUUGCAAAUUAGAGCAAUUCCAUUGAAAUUAAUUACUAAUUCAUUCAUUCAAUCUUAUUAUAAUAAUUAAUGUAAUUUAUACAAUUUUGAUAACGUUAAUUAAAACGAUUUGCUAUUUUAUCCGAACCCAAUAUUUAACGAAAUUUAACUAAAUUAUGAAUCUGUUUACAUUUGCUGAAUGUUAUUGCUGCUUACAUUUUGACCAGUUCGUUUGUAACCGUACAAGUGUGGAGAAUCUGUAACCGAUGACGUAUUCACGUCGAUAUGUGUCUGUUUAGUUAUUAUUCAAAGUAGCUGCUGUCAUAUUUCACAAGCGGUUGGCUGCGGGACUUUAUACGACAAUGAAUUCUUCUCACAGAUACAUCGAACAUGAUUUUGUAAACCCAAGCGACAAAGGUAUUUCAAGUUACACGCUAUGAUUCAGUAAAUAAUGCAAGCGACGAGCCUUUGAAAGUUUAUAACAAGAGGGAUCCAACUUUACAGUUUAAAGUUCAUAAAUUCAUCGGAGCAGAGAUCUGAACCAGGCGCAAGAUCUCUUUAUUACAGCAGCUGGAACGUUUAAGACAAUUAAGCGAAUUAAGUGCAAGUAAGACUUAAGUUGCAUUCAACUGACUCUCAUUUUAUUUUCAAACUUAAAUGAAAAAUGGGACAAACGUUUAAAGAAUGAAUAAAUGCAUAAAACUUUCAUUAAAUCGGAAUUUUUGCGUAAAUUUGUAUAUCGUUAAUGUGAGAGGAGAUGGCGGCCACUAAUAUGAGUCAUGCGUCUGUAAGUACCACCGCAGAUCUGUUAGAGUGAGCCUCUUGCCUGCGGCCCACUCAGUUUCCAAUUUCACUUCGAUCCAAUUAUUCGAAAUCAUAGCGAUCGAGACUCAGCCAAUCCAAUUUAACAGUAAAUUAGUUGCUAUUAAAUGUACUAGGCUAUAUUGUAAUAACUGGAAUACUAUAUCACGCGUACAUCAGUGGUCGCCAUUUUGAAAUGAAAAUGUAAAUUCUAUAUUUAGCAUUCCUUUUAUUCAAGUUAAUCCAAACAAAAGCAUCGUAUAUUGAAUGUAUCAUCGUCACCGAUACUGUAACCGGUGAAUCAUUUAACCACUCCGCGAACCGCAUUUUAACAAAAAUGGACGCUAAUUGAAUGUAUUCAGAAAUGUUUCAAUAUGAAUAAACAAUCGAAAUGUUAAUGAUUGGAAGUUUGUCUGAGAGAGGUUUGGCUCCGGGCGGUGACAAGUUUACUGCUCCAAUAUUAGCCGGUGCCAAGUAAGUUUGUCGCGAGGUUUAACGAGGUCUUGGGAGAACGUCUUGGUGACACCGCGCCCACACUGCGAGUGCUGCGCUCCGUAGUUGGGAUUGUGUCUGUUUCUGCGGGCGCUGGGUGUUUGGCAAUACGUCGCUUGUGAAAUAUGGCGACAGUUUGUAUGUCGUAACUGUUUAGAUAAUCAAAAUAUAUGUCAUGUAAUAAAUGUUGUAGCUGCAUGCUAGGUGUAACAUUGUGAACUGUGCACUUCUUCCUUCUUUACAACUAAGCUGAUUGUGUUCACAUAUCACUCCCCCCUUUCACCUCCACUCUUUCUGAUAAUACGACUUCUAUCCUUCUUAUGUUCUCCUUCUCUUUUCCUAAGGUUGCAUUAUCAGGAGAGUAAUUUAGAUAGAGAACUCAAAAUUGGAAUUAAAUGGAAGGCUCUAGUGCGAGAGAAGUAAAAUUAACUGGGUAAAUAGAGAAAUGUAACAAAAAUAUUUUAUUUUACUAUUGUAAUUUAAAAUAAAAAUAAAAGGUUCGAUCUAGGGACGUAGGUAGAGAAUAAAAUUUGUAAAAAGACAUUUUACUAAAUAAAAAACGUAACGUUUGUUUUACGGCGGCGGGUAUUAUAUUGUUCGUUGUUACUUACAUUCCAACUGAGGAAUUGAAAGUUCCUUGUAUGUUCAAACAUGUGAGGCAUACCGUCAGUGUUCUGACGCAAUAUAAGUUCGUUGUGGAUUCGUUCUCUUCGUUGUUAUAUAACGUAAUAUUUUGUAGUUUACUUGUAAUUAAUAUAAUUAAGUUAACAUAUUUUUACAUCUAUGUAAAGAUGUCGCUCAUCACUUUAAGUUCCACGUAAUUCGGACGAGAGUGGAAGAGGCUGUGCAAGCGUGUGACGGCCGGUGUGAGCACGGCCUGCCGGCACGGACCGGCUCCCGGGCUUACAACGCUCAUCAUUUUCGCUUUCAAGUUUGCAAGCAUUAAAUGCGAGCGGAUCAGAGCUGAGCUGAAUGAGAGCACAAAGCCUCGAGUCGCCGGACACGCGCCGGACGCGGCAAUUGUCCGGGAAGCGUCGGAGCCCAUCCGACACUGUCCGACUAUGUAAGCUAAAAGCUAGUAUACAAUGUAGAGUAAGGUCUAAACUUGUGAUGGAGAUCGUUGUGCCAAAAAUGACCUAAACUUUUUAUAACUUCUUACACAGUUUGAUAUUAAAACUGUAACUUUCAUUUUCUUUUAUAAUCUUGUAGUAAAACGGCUACCAGUGCCACGAGGAAACGAAUAAAUGUAUGUAACCUAGACUUGAGUUGAUUUGUCAUUUGGACAAUAAUACCAUCCACUUUAAAUGAAAUGCUGUGAAUUUCUCGAUGUAUAUUUAAAUGUAACUUUAAUAUAUGAUGUGAAAGAACGACUAUUUCUUAUAAAUUGUGACUGAACGAUUUUUGAACCUAUACUCAACUAUAAACUAAGGAAUUUCGUCUAAAAUCUGGCUGUUAUUUUGUGGUUCUUUUAUCUAUUUUACAUACAAUCAUGUAAUCAAGCGCACAGUCGGUAUUUAUUACACGGAAACCACUGGGUGAUGGUAUGACAAUGCAUCGGUCACACAAACUAGUGGGCGAUCACAGUGACGCGAGCGAGCCAUCACCUUCGCUGCGCCGGCGGUGGUCGCUCGUGCCGGUUACAGUACGACAACGACAUAUAUUCCUAUUGUGACUCGGUACGUUCCAGCGUAUAUUGUUGAAAGAUACCCGCGUAAUUCAAAUGUCCCAAACAUAAUAUACCUGAUUUACGAGCUUGAAACCGAAUUCCCGACGUGUGCGCUUGAGCCGAGUUGUGUGGCGCGUUGCUGCGUGUUCAGCUCGACUGAUAACACUAUCACUAUUUACUUACCUGUAUAUGCUCCCCCUCUGAAGCCUGUAUUACUUCGGAGGACCUCAUCACUUCCUUCACUGUCUUCCCCGUUUAGCAAAGCGCCAGGCAACUGUAUACUGGACUAUUUAUAUAUUUAUUACACUAGAUAACCAAUAAACACGUUUGCUGUAAUCUA